Molecule: messenger RNA, 858 nt
Organism: Sciurus carolinensis (gray squirrel)
Lineage: Eukaryota; Metazoa; Chordata; Mammalia; Rodentia; Sciuridae
Product: metalloproteinase inhibitor 1-like
Exons: 6
Coding region: 48-668 (206 amino acids)
Biological process (GO): negative regulation of endopeptidase activity; negative regulation of membrane protein ectodomain proteolysis
Cellular component (GO): extracellular matrix
Molecular function (GO): metalloendopeptidase inhibitor activity; protease binding
Source: RefSeq, a predicted model, not a curated record
UUCUGCAGGAGCUGUGGCACACCUAGGUGACAAACAGAGUGCUCCACAUGGACCUCUUGUUCCUGCUGGCCUUUCCUUUGCUCCUGGCUCUGUCCACAUCCUGUGAUGCUUGUGUGUGCAAGCUGCCGCACCCCCAGACCACUUACUGCGAGUCAGAUGUUGUGAUGCUCACUGACUUAUUGGGACUAGGACCCGUGAUUAGGAAUAAACAAAGCCUGAGAGUCAACGUCACUAAGAUAUUCAAGGGUCCCUUGAAGGCAAAUGAAAUCCAUGAAAUCUACACACCCCACUCUUUCGAAGACUGUGGCUUUUUGAUGCAAACUUCCAUCCGAACAAAUAUACUUAUCGCAGGCUUUCUGACAGCAGGGAAAAUACAUUUCACAACCUGCCACCUGGUGUACAUAUGGGCUCAUCUCUUCCUAGAGCAGAGAUUAGGUUUAGAGUCAUUCUACCGUAAAGGAUGUGACUGUCAUAUUAAUCCCUGCUUAUCGUGCUUGGAUUCCUGUCCUGAACCUGAUGAGAAAGAAUGUGUUUGGCAACAGAAAGACUGCCAGUACUCUUACUGGGAAGGAGAUCAGACCAAGACCUCUAUGUGCUUUGCCUCCAAAACUGGUCGGUGCCAAUGGUUCACCAUCCCAACCAGUGGCACCAGUCUGGUUCCACGUUGAUCUCCACCUCCAUCUUCAUUUCCACCUGCAACUCUAUGCUAAUAUUCUUUUUCCACCUGGGUAAUGUUGACAGACCAGGUUAGUUUUAAGAAAGAGUAAUCCAGUUAUACGCUGAAAUUUUGUUUAGUUUCUGCACGCGGCAUCUGCCUCAACAAGAUUGAUAAAUGCAGUCUCAGGCUGCCAAAGCCCC